AUGAUGAUGGCACCAAGUAUCAACCCUCUCUACAUUGAUGGAGAGAGAACUACAGGAAAUGAGGUUAGAGUAGAGAAUGUGCAAGCAUGUCAAACCAUUCAAAAUAUCAUGAAGACAUCCUUCGGUCCUCAAGGUCUUGACAAGAUGCUUGUCGAUGAAGUAGGUGAUGUUACCGUAACAAACGACGGAGCUACCAUCCUCAAUCUCAUCGAAGUCAACCAUCCAGCAGCAAAGACUCUUGUGGAGCUUGCACGUACACAAGACGAAGCUGUUGGUGAUGGUACCACAUCUGUAGUAUUGUUAGCAGCUGAGUUGCUGAAACAAGGUCAAGAAUUAAUCAAGGAAAAGAUUCAUCCAACCAAUAUCAUUUCCGGAUACAAAUUAGCUGCUAAAAAGGCUACUGACUAUAUCAAGAACGAAUUACAAAUUUCCACACAAACACUCGAUCGUGAAUCAUUGAUUAAUGUUGCCAAGACAUCUAUGGCUUCAAAGGUUUUGGGUCCAGAAUCCGACUUGUUUGCCAAAUUAUGCGUUGAUGCAUUGUUGGCAGUAAAAGUGAUUACAGGCACAGGAAAGGAGAGAUAUCCAAUCAAGGCUAUUAACAUUCUUAAACAACACGGAAAGUCAAUGAAGGAAAGUACUUUGGUCAAUGGUUUUGCCUUGAACAAUACUCGUUCUUCACAACAAAUGCCAAAAGUCAUCAAGGGUGCCAAAAUUGCUCUUUUAGAUAUUGCUCUCAACAGACAAAGAAUGAAGUUGGGAAUUAAAUUCCAAAUCACAGAUCCAAAGGAAUUGGAAGGCGUUCAAGAACGUGAACAAACCUUAAUUCGUGAUCGUAUUCAAAUGCUUUUGAACGCAGGCGCAAAUGUUAUUUUAACAACAAAGGGUAUUGAUGAUAUGUGUUUGAAAUACUUUGUUGAAGCAAACGCCAUUGCUGUCAGAAGAUGUGAUAAGGAUGAUUUGAAACGUAUUGCUAAAUUGACUGGAGGUACUUUGGUUACCUCUUUUGCUGAUUUGGAGGGAGAAGAGUCAUUCUCUCCUGACAAUUUGGGACAUGCGGACGAAGUUGCUGAAGAAGAGCUUGCUGGUGAUUCUUUAAUUUAUAUCCGUGGAACAAAGCUUACUUCAUCUCAAUCCAUCGUUUUACGUGGUGCCAACAGCUUCUUGUUGGACGAAAUGAGCCGUACCAUUCAUGACGCCAUGUGUGCAUUGAAACGAGUUUUGGAAUCAAAGAAUGUUGUUCCAGGAGGUGGAUGUGUUGAAACUGCUCUCUCUGUAUAUUUGGAUCGAUUUGCAAUGACCAUUGAAACCAGAGAACAAUUGGCUAUUGCUGCCUUUGCCAAUGCUCUUUUGGUGAUCCCUAAAACUCUUUCUGUUAAUGCUGCUCUUGAUGCAACAGAAUUGGUCGCUAAAUUGCGAGCCUAUCACAAUGAUGUUCAUGAAUUGAAGAAGAAGGAAUAUUUAAGAUAUGGUUUGGAUCUCAUGGCAGAUAACGUUAGAGAUAAUUUGGAAGCAGGUGUUUUGGAACCAGCCAUGUUAAAGGUGAAAUAUAUUCAAUUUGCCACUGAAGCUGCUAUUACCAUUCUUCGUAUUGAUGACAUGAUUCGUAUCAAUGAGCAUGAACAAGAGGAUCCAAGAAAGAAGAGAAGGUAA
Molecule: messenger RNA, 1653 nt
Organism: Naegleria lovaniensis
Lineage: Eukaryota; Heterolobosea; Eutetramitea; Acrasida; Naegleriidae
Exons: 2
Coding region: 1-1653 (550 amino acids)
Biological process (GO): protein folding
Cellular component (GO): chaperonin-containing T-complex
Molecular function (GO): ATP binding; ATP-dependent protein folding chaperone; ATP hydrolysis activity
Source: RefSeq, a predicted model, not a curated record